Molecule: messenger RNA, 2796 nt
Organism: Trichomycterus rosablanca
Lineage: Eukaryota; Metazoa; Chordata; Actinopteri; Siluriformes; Trichomycteridae
Product: kelch repeat and BTB domain-containing protein 11
Exons: 2
Coding region: 590-2605 (671 amino acids)
Molecular function (GO): protein binding
Source: RefSeq, a predicted model, not a curated record
UGUUCAUACUGGAGGGAUUAAUGCAGGAGAAGCGAUGGGCGUUGAUCACUACUGUCGUGGAAAUAUUAUAGGGAGACACUGAGAACACUGGGAAUCAGGGAUAGAAAUGAAACCUACUGGGUUUAAUGGAUUAAUUAAGAAGUGAAUGAAUUAUUAAACGUGAUGGAUCUGUUUGGAGAGGAUUAAUUACCCAGAUGAAGCAAGAAUCACCUGCAGUUUAUCUCUUAUAUAACAGGAAUAUUCCAGGAGGGAAAAUAAAAUCCGAUUUGACACAGCUGACAAACAGGGAGGCAUCAGGAGUGGAAACGAUGCAGGAAUGAAUCGUGGACCUCCUUUCACCUGUUAUUGAUGAGCAGUGAAGCCUUCUGAUGGGGCUAAAACCUAGAAAAGGAAGCUGCAGUGCUGAGGCAGGCCAACUGGGAUAGAUCAAGUAAUGCUGUCUCUAAAUAAAACGCUGGACUAAUUAAUGAACGUCAAUCAGCCUUGAGAGCCGCUGGGACUUUGUGAGAUGUAGUGUCAGCGUUGGCAAAAACUGACAAAUCAGAUCGUUUCCCUUAGUUCUCCAAGGUGCCAACUGUGAUUACGAAGGAUGAACACGUUUACGAUAAAGGCAGACGUUAUAUUUCAUGCUGCGGACCACGAUGACCUGGAGUCGCCGAUCAUCACUGAAGAGAGCGACGACGUAACUCCAACACUGGGAAGAGCUGGAGUUUCAGAGACUGGAAUACCACCAAGAUCCUGGGAAAGUCCUGAAUCUGUGGGUUUGAAGGAAACUGGAUGCUUGAGACAGCAGUGCCUCGGCAUUGGAGCACAUCUGCAACAUGGCAACUCCAGUGACAGUGGGUUUCAGGAUCAGGUUCAGACCGUCGACCUCAGGGUGAAGACGCGAGGUAAGGUAGAAAGCAACGUGAAUGGAACUGCGGCUGACGGGCCCUCACACAGCUCGAGGAUGGAGAGCAGCGGGGAAACGGCUACGUCUUCUCACGAGGCUGAAGUCGUGCGCAGUCCGAGCAUCAUUAGUAACAUUUCGUCGAUUUCUCAGGACUCCUUUUCGGACUCCAGGGACACAAGGACGCUUGAACAAGCGCUGGGUAACUUGUUAGGUGAAGCACAAGCAGCUGGUGCAAGCCAGUACAGGCCAGUACACUCUGCACAUGAACCAGUAAAGCACACUGGGAAUGGGGGAACGGGUGCAGUCGUAGUCAGAGAGAACCCUGAUCUAGUCAUCGAAGUGGGUGGACAGAAGAUCCAAGCGCACAAGUCGGUGUUGGCCGAAAAGAGCGACUACUUCAAGGCCAGGCUCUCUCGGGACAUCUUGAAAGUAAAAGGGGUGAACUACAAGACCCUGUCUGUGCUGAUCGAUUAUGUUUACACAUCCAAAAUGAACGUGAGCAAGGACAACGUGGUGGACGUCGUCACAGGGGCCAAAAUCCUGCAGAUCCCCUGCGCCGUCCAGGCCGCCAUCGACGCCAUGUCCGACCAGCUCACGACGCAGAACUGCUACGAGAUUCUGAGCAUUGCUAAGAAGCAGCGUCUGAGCGAACUCAAGGUGGCCGCGUACCGGUUCAUCAGCGACAACUUCCUGCAGGUCCUGCGAGAUCCUGCGGUCUACGGGCGCCUCUCGGGUUCCGAACGGGACCUGGUCCUGAGAAACCGCAUGGAAGGCUGCAAGUGCCUGAUGGCCGCGGAGAUCAAUGACGUCUUCGAAAGGGUGGGCAGCAGACCCCCGAGCAGGGGCAACAGCCGACCCCAGAGCCCUCUAUCUGCAGCGUCGUUCGAGGACAAUCACAUGAUCUACUACUAUAACGAGAGCACCAAGGAUUGGCGCACUCUGACCGUCAUGCCCGAUGACGUCAACACCAAAGGCUGCGGCAUCUGUUGCAUGUAUAACUACCUUUUCGUCGCUGGCGGAAUCCGGGGUUACGGGGAGAAAGGAAAGGCGUCGGAUAAAGUCUUCUGUUACAAUCCUGUCACAGACCGCUGGAGCGAGAUACGCCCCAUGAACCAAGCAAGGUCUCAACUCAAGUUGGUCUCCAUGGAUGGUUUCUUGUACGCCAUUGGAGGAGAAUGUCUGUUCACUGUGGAAAAAUAUGACCCACGUAUGGACCGUUGGACCAACGUGGCACCCUUACCCAAAGGAGCUUUCGCGGUCGCCCACGAGGCAACCACGUGCAACGGCGAGCUGUACGUAUCCGGAGGGACCCUGUUCUACCGCCUGUUGAAGUACGACCCCAAGCGGGACGAGUGGCAGGAAUGUCCGUACAACAACAGCAGGAAGAAAUCCACCGACAUGGUGGCGCUCAAGAGCUUCAUCUACAGGUUCGACAUCAACCGCGAGCAUGGCAUCAACGUCUUCAAGUACAACACCAUCGUCAAGAUGUGGCACGACUGCGCCUCCCAUCAGCAGGGGAGUCCGCUGCCCUUCAGGUGCGCCGUCGUCGGCGACUGCAUCUACUGCGUCAACAAGGCCCAGACUCUGCAGUUCAUCGUACAGGAUGAUGGAGCUCGAUUCACCGAGGAACCCUUGAGAGCACCCAUGGAGGCGAAGGGAGUGCUGUUUCCGUUCGUUCUGACCUUGCCGGACCGGGGGGAUCGAAACGUCUGAUCAGGAUGGAGUUCCUUUGAUCCUGAAAUUCGGGGAAGCAGGAUCGACGGUCGGAAUAAGAGGAAAGCUUUAUCUCCUGCAAACUAGGAAUGUUUAUGGAUGCAUGGCGGUUGGAUGUGUACGUAAGACACCUUAACAGGACAUUUUUCCCUAUAUAUAUUAUAAAUAUUAUAUAUUAUAUACACCCGGUA